Messenger RNA from Fraxinus pennsylvanica, 1452 nucleotides. Lineage: Eukaryota; Viridiplantae; Streptophyta; Magnoliopsida; Lamiales; Oleaceae. The record is from the annotation of a GenBank genome assembly.
AUGGACUGCUUAUGCAGAAUCUCCUUAAGAUUUUCAAUUACAGAGGCACUCAAGUUUCUUGUGGUGAUUCUUGGAGUGCUUAAUCUAAAAAAGGUUGAAUGCAGAAAAGCAAAAAUUUUGAACAGUUUUGAGUACUCAGCAAUUAACUGCAGAGCCCACAGUGCAUCAAUAGAAGAAUUUGGUGGGAUUGGUGAUGGAAAUACACUAAAUACAAAGGCUUUUCAACAAGCAGUAAAUCAUUUGAGCCAAUAUGCAUCAGAUGGUGGGGCUCAACUCUUUGUUCCUGCGGGUAAAUGGUUGACAGGAAGCUUCAAUCUCACCAGUCAUUUCACUCUUUUUCUUCAUAGGGAUGCAGUUCUUUUGGCUUCUCAGGAUAUAAACACCUGGCCUGUGGUUGAUCCCUUACCGUCGUAUGGCCAUGGAAGGGACGCCGCUGGUGGAAGAUACAUCAGUCUUAUAUUCGGAAACAACCUUACAGACGUUGUUAUCACAGGUAACAAUGGCACCAUCGAUGGGCAGGGUGCUCUUUGGUGGCAACAAUUUCACAGGAAAAAGCUUAAGUACACAAGACCAUACCUAGUUGAAAUCAUGCAUUCGGACAACAUUCAGAUAUCAAAUCUAACCUUCGUGAAUUCUCCAACAUGGAACAUUCAUCCUGUUUACAGCAGCAAUAUUCUUAUUCAAGGCAUUACAAUCCUAGCUCCAGUUACAUCCCCAAAUACAGAUGGAAUUAACCCAGAUUCUUGCACAAAUACAAGAAUUGAGGAUACCUACAUUGUAUCUGGAGAUGAUUGUAUAGCAGUCAAAAGCGGUUGGGAUGAAUACGGUAUAAAAUAUGGUAUGCCCACGAAACAGCUGACGAUCAGACGGCUCACGUGCAUUUCCCCCUACAGUGCUGCCAUUGCAUUAGGAAGUGAAAUGUCAGGUGGGAUUCAGGAUGUAAGAGCCCACGAAAUCACAGCCAUUAACACAGAAUCAGGGGUCAGGAUCAAAACAGGAGUUGGAAGAGGAGGAUAUGUAAAAGACAUUUAUGUAAAAGGCAUGAAUUUGCAUACUAUGAAAAUGGUUUUUUGGAUGACUGGAAAUUAUGGCUCUCAUCCUGAUAAUCACUAUGAUCCUAAAGCUUUACCGGAGAUUAAAGGGAUCAAUUACCGGGAUGUAGUAGCGGAGAAUGUGUCGAUGGUGGCUCGCUUCGAAGGAAUUUCAGGUGAUCCGUUUACAGGUAUUUGCAUUUCUAAUGCAACUAUAGGUAUGGCUAAGAAGGCCAAGAAGUACCCGUGGACUUGUACUGAUGUCCAAGGUAUUACGAGUGCCGUGGUUCCUCCACCGUGUGAUCUGCUGCCGGAUCAAGGUCUCGAGAAAGUCGGGAUGUGUGAUUUUCCUUCAGACAGUUUGGCAAUUGAUAAUAUAGAGUUACAGAGAUGUUCUUAUAGUAUGAAUACCUUAAUGUAA